Molecule: messenger RNA, 1038 nt
Organism: Myotis brandtii (Brandt's bat)
Lineage: Eukaryota; Metazoa; Chordata; Mammalia; Chiroptera; Vespertilionidae
Gene: GIMAP7
Product: GTPase, IMAP family member 7
Molecular function (GO): GTP binding
Source: RefSeq, a predicted model, not a curated record
AUGACUGGCCUUCAGGACAACACUCUGAGGAUUGUUCUGGUGGGGAAAACUGGAAGUGGGAAAUAUGCAACAGCAAACACCAUCUUUGGGGGAAAAGUAUUUGAAUCUAAAAUUAUUUUUUCUUCCGUUAUCAAGAACUGUCAGAAAUCAGAGGGACAAUGGAAGGGGAGGAAUCUUCUUGUUGUGGACACCCCAGGGCUCUUUGAUAACGAGGAAAAACUGCAGACCACCUGUGAGGAAAUCAGCAGGUGUGUCCUCUUCUCCUGCCCUGGGCCCCAUGCUAUCAUCCUGGUACUACAGCUGGGCCGCUACACGGAUGAGGAACAGAAAACAGUUGCAUUGAUCAAGGCCAUCUUUGGGGUGGCGGCCAUGAAGCACAUGAUCAUGUUGUUCACUCGCAAAGAUGAUUUGGAUGGUAAGACACUGAGUGACUUUUUAGACGAAUCAGAUGUGAACCUAAAAAACAUCAUCCAGGAGUGUGGGUCCCGCUGCUGUGCCUUCAAUAACAAGCAAAGUGCAGAUGAGGCUGAGAAGGACGCUCAAAUGCAGGAGCUGGUGGAGAUGAUAGAGAAAAUGGUGCAGGAGAACAGAGGGGCUCACUUUUCUGAUGACAUAUACAAGGACACAGAUGAAAAGCUGAAACGGCAGGCAGAAGUCUUGAAGAAAAUCUAUGCUGAGCAAUUGGAGAUGAAAUUAACAGAAGAGCAAUGUGAUCAGGGAAAAAUAUCACAGGAAGAAAAAGAGAAAAAAAUAAAUGUCUGAAAGAUGAAGCAUGAGGAACAAAUUAAAGAUAUAAGGGAACAAGCUGAAAGGAAUAUAUUUGCAGAUAUUGUACAAAGGAUUAGAAAUAUGCUUUCAAGUCUAUGGCAUAGGUUUUUCAAAUAGUGUAUAUUUUACUUUCUCUUCUUAAUUUACCAUGAUUUGUUACUAUGGUAGAUUGUAUUUUCAAAAGAUGGUUAUAACAGUUUCUUCUAUCCCACCUAUUCUUCUUAUAAUCUGAGCUUGCUUUUCCUUUUGUUGAGUUAUAGGGGUCUGUGC